AUGGUAGAGAAAAGUGAACUUCCUGAGGAUGUCUUUGAUAUUAUAUCCAAGAAACUAGAUUUUGAUGACCUCUUUCAGUUUGGUGGAGUGUGCAAGAGCUGGAGGAUAUUUCACAAAAGUUACUUGAGAGAUUUGAUGGCAUCCCAAGAACCAUUAGUGGUCCAAACAUCAUUUCUCAUGCAAGCUUAUUCUUUCUUUAGCACACCUGAACAAAAAGUGUAUGGCUCGGUGCGAAAUUGCUACUUGAGUGAGUUUUUCUAUUCAGGGUCUUCCUGUGGAUAUGUGAUUAUGGUUGGUAUUUCAAACAACAAACUUCUUCUAAUGAAUCCUUUUGUGAGAAGAAAGGUGGAAAUCAAUAUGUCAGCACUUAAUGGUAACAUAGAAUAUUUGGGUUGCAAUGCCUUAUUUGCUUUUGCAAAAGGUUCAGAGGAAUUCAUCGUAGUGGUUUCAGGUAAAUAUUUUCAAUGUUUGCAUAUCUAUGAAUCUCGAAAUUCUUGUUGGGUUACUUGUUCUGCACAGGGAGAACCUUGGACAGUAGUUGACUUUGUGGUUUUUGAUAACACCAUAUAUGCUAUCACUAACAAGGGUGAGAUAGGAGUAUUGAGGCUGAAUUCUCCAACUUUGAAAUUUCUAAAAUUGAAUAUUCCCAAGAUAAUUGGCCUUAUUCUUAAGUUGGUUAGUUGUGAUGGACAACUUCUAGUGGUUAAUUUGUUUAAGCCAAAAAUCUCGCUUAAGCUAAUUUUGUGUAAAAAAAAUUUCAAGGAAAAAUGA
Molecule: messenger RNA, 771 nt
Organism: Abrus precatorius (Indian licorice)
Lineage: Eukaryota; Viridiplantae; Streptophyta; Magnoliopsida; Fabales; Fabaceae
Exons: 1
Coding region: 1-771 (256 amino acids)
Molecular function (GO): protein binding
Source: RefSeq, a predicted model, not a curated record